GACAUUAUUGGUGUUUUUUUCAGCAAUGAAUUAUAAUAUUCUUACUACCUCUUAAUUUCUUUAUAUGCCAAAACCAUCUAGUUAUACCUGCUCAUUCUCCACUGCAAACACAGCUAGAGCAAGAAAAACCAUAUCCAUGGCAGCAACAGCGAUAUCGGCCAAUGACAAACCGUAUGACCGUCUCAAAGAUAUGAAAGCAUUCGAUGAAUCAAAGGCCGGAGUGAAGGGCCUUGUCGAUUCGGGCAUCACCUCCAUUCCUCCCUUCUUCAUCCACCCACCUGACAGCCUAUCAACCAUAGUCCCAACUUCCUCCAAUCCUAACAUCAUUCCCACCAUCGAUCUCUCCGGUGUUGACUCGGACAAAAGGCCUGUGCUAGUCCAACAAGUAGCACAUGCCUGUCGCGAGUUGGGUUUCUUUCAGAUUGUCAAUCAUGGGAUUCCAUUGAAGGUCAUGGAAAACAUGAUUGGAGCUGUUAAGUCAUUUCACGAGCAGCCCACGGAGAUCAAGUCACGCAUAUAUAGUAGAGAUUUGAAUCGCAGUGUACAUUUUAGUUCUAACAUUGACUUGUUUUACUGCAAAGCUGCAACUUGGAGAGAUACUCUGCAUGUUAUGCCAUCUCUUAGCAAUUUUGAGCCAGAGGAAAUCCCAGAGAUAUGCAGAAAUGAGGUGGAGGAGUGGGAUAAAGAGGUCAAACAGGUGGGAGAGGUGUUGAUGGAGUUACUGUGCGAGGGUUUGGGAUUGGAAAAAGGAAAGUUGAAGAAGAUGAUGUUCUUAGAAGGAAGAACAAUGCUGUGCCACUACUCUCCAUAUUGUCCUCAGCCUGACUUAACUUUUGGAGCUGUAUCUCAUACAGAUGCCGCGGUAUUGACGAUACUUCUGCAAGGUCACGUAGGUGGGUUGCAAAUGAAGCACAAUGGAGAAUGGGUGGAUGUUAAGCCUGUUCCGGGAGCUCUUCUUAUCAAUGUCGGCGACAUACUUCAGGUUCUUAGUAAUGAUGAGUACAAGAAUGUAGAGCACAGAGUGUUGGCUAACUCUUACCACGAACCGCGGGCUUCAGUUGUAACUUUUUUCAACGCUAGCAACAUCGAUGACUUGUAUGGACCAUUUGAGGAAUUAGUAUCAACAGAAAAGCCAGCUUUGUAUCAGGCAUUCUCGUUAUCAGAUUCUAAGAAGAGAUUCGUGGUAGGAGAACCUUUGAAUAAUCACUAUAGGCUUUAAGCCAUAUAAAUUUUCAAAGCUUGUAGCUUUUUGCAGAUCUCAAAGAGACUCUGGGCCCAAGGGUCUCAACGCAUAAUUAUGCUUUUUAGAAUUUGUAAUAUUAAAAUUUCGAACUAGGCUUGGUUCGCUCAUGGUAGGUUUUGACUAGACCUAACUGAACGAACCAGUGGUUCUAAUUAAUGUACUUCAUGCGAACGAACUGUGUGCGUCUCUUCGACUCUUCAUGAGUGAUCAUCAUGUAAAUAAAUAAGAAUGUUUUUGGUUGUGGGAAUUUA
This is a messenger RNA of Tripterygium wilfordii, 1494 nucleotides long. Its product is annotated as 1-aminocyclopropane-1-carboxylate oxidase homolog 1-like. The coding region runs from base 65 to 1219 and encodes 384 amino acids. The record is from RefSeq and is a predicted model, not a curated record. NCBI's taxonomy places the organism in Eukaryota, Viridiplantae, Streptophyta, Magnoliopsida, Celastrales, Celastraceae. The transcript is spliced from 3 exons.